GAUGGAUGGAUGGUGGGACCCAAUCGACGCCUGCUGUUCUGGGUACCUCCAGCUUCCCAGCACCCAUUUUAUUCUCCUGACACUGCAAUGGUAAUCCCGAGAGGACAUGUUGAGCUUGAUUUGAGCAAAAUGGAACAUGGAACACGCUGGUCGAAUUGCCGAGAU
Messenger RNA from Suillus clintonianus, 165 nucleotides. RefSeq lists its product as uncharacterized. The annotation marks the transcript as partial. Lineage: Eukaryota; Fungi; Basidiomycota; Agaricomycetes; Boletales; Suillaceae. The transcript has a single exon. The record is from RefSeq and is a predicted model, not a curated record.